This is a messenger RNA of Owenia fusiformis, 4855 nucleotides long. Lineage: Eukaryota; Metazoa; Annelida; Polychaeta; Sabellida; Oweniidae. The record is from the annotation of a GenBank genome assembly.
AUGUUGAAGGAUGUGGAGCUGGAGGAGAUAAUGGAAGAAGACUCUCCUGGGGAGAAGACCCCGGGGCAACCGCCCAGCCAGACCGUCUCUGACAUGUUUAGGGGGAUGCUAACUACGGCCAUCCGCUGCACCCUUCCCACUUGUAGAUGUGAUUGUUUCGCCCCUGGGAAGGCACAUAUGCGAACAUGUGACAACUGCCAACAUGGCUGGGUUGCCCACGCUUUAGACAAACUGACUCCACGUCAUAGCUUCCACUUAGGUACGCAAGUUGAGAUCGUACAACCGAACAUUGUAUUCGACAUUGCAAGUUUGAUGCUUUACGGUGCUCAUGCGACGCCUAUCCGACUAAAGAUCCUAUUAGAUCGGUUAUUCAGUGUUCUUCAACAUGAUGAAGUCAUACAAGUGCUCCAUGGGUUUGGCUGGUCUUACGAGGACUAUGCCCGCGGUUAUAUUUUACAGGAGAAAGGUGGCAAUGUUUUAGAUAAGUGGUCCAUUACAACAAAAGAUGAGGAGGCUAUCAUCUUACAACAAUUUUUACGCUUUGGAGAGACAAAGGCCAUUGCCCAGGAAAUUAUUUUACAAGAAUCGCGAGAGCGUCAAGAUCUUUAUUCCCGGCCAACCUCCAGAGCAGAGUCAGAUAUCAAGAAGUUUAUAGAACGCAGCAAUCUCUCUAUGCAAAGCCUAGCUAGGUCAACAUUUGACCCUGCAAGGUAUAUCCUCAACAGUCCUGGGAAACCUCCCAGCUUCUCUUCCCCUCGGGAAGGGGGACGUAUCGUCAGUCCAACAUCAUUGCAGCACUAUUCUCCUAAUGCUUCCAGCCGGGAAUCGUCCCGAGACCGCAUGACCUUGCCAGUUCAGACCCCGAGUCCUGUCAAUGGGUCUCCACUAGGCAGACUUCAAACCAUGCAACCAUUCGAUUAUCGUACUAACCCAGACCGGAGUAGCCCUGCAAUCAGUCCUGCCUCCAGUAGCGAUAAAAUUUCGCAAGUAACUCCGUCUACGCCAACUAAAAGUCCUUUGAAUCUCAAUAUCAGUAGUCCAAUUUCGGUGCCUCCCCCUCCUCCCCCUCUUGCCCCUAUACCAAGCAAACCUGCCUUGGCUGAGAGAGCUAUGGAGCUCAUUACGACACCAUCCAGCUACAAUCCUCAUGAUUUCUCAAUUUCCCCAGCUGUUCUUCAUGGGGACACUGAAACAGAGGCCAUCAACUACUCCACUCAUGGACAUCAAGCAUCAAGUUCCCCGUAUGCAGACCGGAAACUGCGAGCUUUGAGAAAAACAGCUGUGAGUGCUCCUAAGAGAAGCUUUAGCCCAAGUAUCGCCUAUGGUGGCACACUGAUAUCUUCUCAAGGCAAGAAGCGUGUCAUAUGUACCGCAUGCAAUAAAACAUUUUGUGAUAAAGGAGCCCUGAAGAUUCAUUAUAGUGCUGUGCAUUUGAAAGAGAUGCAUAAAUGUUCUGUUGAUGGUUGUAAUAUGAUGUUCAGCUCUCGUCGCAGUCGAAACCGACACAGUGCAAAUCCAAACCCUAAGCUCCAUAUGCCUCAGACCAAACGUAAGAUUGACCAGGAUGAAAAGAGUGACAGUUCAAGUGCGACAGGAAGCGUCACUAGCGAGACACCAAAGUUUGACAACCCCAUGAUGUCUUCUCUAGUGUACCAAUCCCCCUCCUCCCAGGGCAACCAGUCUGAUGCAAAAUCUAAGGCCCUGUCUGAAGGUCACGGGGACCUGAUGAUGGGAGAUCAAGCGUUCUAUGUGGAUUCUAACAAUCAACUUACAUUAAUGCCAACUAAGCGUAUUAAAUUGGAGCAGGAUGACAAACCUACAAAUGAGCCUACUGAACCUAUUAAAGAAGCUACCAAUGAAAAGCCAGUUGAUCUACCUCCAGUGUCCAGUGGAUCUAGUCGACGAAAAAGGAAAAGUGCAGCACCAAUUCGUGUGGCACAGACAGAUGACCGUGAACUGUUUGUGAUGAGUGAAGAUGAGGGCGAGGACCUUUCGCUUAAACCACGCACAAACUUCACACCCAGUCACUCACCAACAGACAGCAAACUUUCAGGUAGCAAUAGUCCCCAUGGCAACAACAGUCUCCAGACUACCAAAAGUCCCCAUGGUAAUGAUAGACACAUUAGUAACAAUAGCCCCAAUAGUAAUGAUGGCCUCCAUGGAAACCAGUUCAAAGCUAUAGAAGAGACAGCCAUUGAGCACAUGAAUAUGGCUCUUGAACAGCUUGACAGUGAGAUAAAACACACAGGGGCUAACCCUGAACAGGCCGCUACCUCAGACACAGAGAUGCAUUCAGAUUUAGAUGAAGAUUCUAGUGCUUCUGACGACUCAGGCAAAUUGAACGGUAACUCAUCAGACACUGAUAUCCCUCUAGAUCAAGAUAACCCCUGCAAGUGUACAGCUUGCGGUAAGCUUUUCCAGAACCAUUUCGGAGUGAAAGUACAUUACCAGAAUGUGCACCUGAAGUUGAUGCACAUGUGUAACAUAGAGGGUUGUAAUGCAGCUUUCCCAUCACGCCGGAGCCGCAAUCGUCAUAGCAAUAACUUAAACCUGCACCGUAAACUGCUCUCAACUACCCUCCCUCAGGACACCCCUGAUAGUAACCAUGAGAACCAGUCUCCACAGAGCUUGCGUGAAGAGUUCCUCAGUAAGAUUUACAGAGGUGACGACACCAGUAGCAGCAGGAAUGGUAAUGGAUAUGGCGAUGAUGAAGGCCCCAUUGAUAUGUCCAAAGAACCUAACUGUGAUAGUGAGAAUAAUGAAAUAAAACAUCAUGAACACAUAGACAGUGAAAACCAGUCAGAAUCGGAAGAGAGUAAGGGAGAAAAUGAGGGGACAGUGAAAUGUCACCUAUGUAGUCAGAACUUCAGGGAUAAUCUAGCACUCAAAGAGCAUUAUGAAAAUAUUCACCCAAAGGAAAUGUUUGCAUGCAAUAUCGGCGGUUGUGAAAAAAAGUUUUCUACACGUAAAAGUCGCAAUCGUCACAGCCAAAAUGAAAAUCUCCACAGGCAUUUGCUGGGCCAUGGAACAAAUGGGAUUGCUUAAAUCCUGUGACAUCAUCAAUUGUUCAAUGACCUCACUUAAUCUUCACAGAUAAACCUAUCGAAAUCCAUGAACAGUACUGUAGAAUGAAUGACAAACCACAAAAAUUUUGUAGUAAAUAAAUUAUAGAUAUUCAGUGUGUAAAUUCUAGAUCAUAAUGGGAAUUGAAUAUCUUGUUUUCAAAAAAUUUACAUGUACUUUUGUUUGCAACUUUUAAGGCCAUUUUGAAUUGCAGUUGUUUAACAUUACUUUUUUCCUUGGUUAUACCAGGGUGGAAAUGCUGAACAAAUAUUGAAAUCCUGAUGGCCUGAAAAUAUUAUACAAAUGUACAGUUUCUUUCUAAAAUGUUAAAAGAAAAACAAAAAUUAAUUAGGUUUGAAUUAAAAUUGUAAAUUAUGUUAAUUGUAUUUAUUAUUGUUGCUGGAACGUGAUAACCAAAUAUGCAAUGAAAGUUGUGAAGUGAAUUUGAAAUUAAUAUAUUUAUAAGAACAUAUCAUUUAUGUAUGAAUGAUACGUGUGUAUGUAACUUAUUAUUUAAUUUAUAUGUUCUAACAUUCAAUUUCAUAUAGUUAUUAAGCUGUAAAUAGGACUGAUUGAGAAAAGAUUUAUGACCACAUGGGUUGUUUAACUGACAAAUAUUUUACAUCAACGAUAAGGUCAGAAAUAGCAUUUCCAUGUGGUUACAAAUGAUUUAGGCUAGAUUAGCUAAUUUAUUGAAAUACUAGUAUUUAUUUAAUGUAUAUUACUUCAUUUUGGAGAUAUAAAAGUCUAUAUAAGCUAUUAAAGUAAUAUGCCUAUAUAGCCUACAUGGUGAUGGUUUUCGUACUACAUAAUGUAAACAUAAAAUAAUACAUUUAAGGUAUGGAGUUCCUCUUAUUUUGGUCACCCUGUAGAUUUAAUGAAAUAGCUUGUGCUUUAGUCUUGAGGUUUGCCAGCAUGUGGUGGAUAUAUAUAUUCAGGGAAUAUUAUGAAUCUAUAAAUUGUAACAGAGUGCUAUUAAUGAUAUAAUACAUUUCAGGUUAUAUUGAGACUUUUAUAAAUACAGGGUGAGAUUGAAGUCUAGUUGCUUAAUGCACUUUUCUCUGGAGACUCUGCAUUGGGAAAUCUCAUCUCAUCUUUAUCAUCAUGUGUAAAAUAUUUCAUGUAUAUAAAUACUGUCAUUGAUAUACCACUGCUGCUACAACUAUAGUGCAAUACAGAACAAAUUUUUCAUAUUUAUUAUAUCUUAUAUGUAUAACAAUUCAAUUUACAAAUGUACAAAAUAUUAUUAUAUGGUAUAACAUAUAUAUGAUCUCCACAUAAAAAAAAUCUGUAGAACCUACAGUGCCAAGUAGCAAAACCAUCGCUACAGACAUUAUUAUUUGUUACUCAAGUACAAAAUUUUACGUUUUGUUAUUUUCCGCACUUUUUAGUCCCAAGCACUCUUAGUGAUGUACAGUUCAAGUGUCUCAGUAUUAUUAUGAAUUGCAAUACUUUUCGUCAGUUUAUUUCAAGAUUUUAUUUAACAGUAUGUAACGUGCCAAUAGUACAGAAAAAUGCAUGCAUGAAUUUUUAUGAUAACGGAAUGUGUAAGAUGUAUGGUAGCAUAAUACUGUACAGGUUGUAUGCUAUGUUAGCGCUAUGUAAGUUAGAAAGAUAAGAUGUAUAUUCGAAACCUAUGUAACUAUGUUGCCAAUAGUUUUUGUCAUAAUGCACAUUUUAGCAAAGUAUAGUGAUUUAUAAAAAAUAGCUAGGAUAAAAUGAAGUGAGAUCUAGCCAUUGUUUUUUGAUACCCUGUAUUUUAUACAGAUAAUGUUGUAGAAUUAAAAACCAU